AUGAAAUCAUUAUCUGCUUCCAAAUACAAUCAUAACAAUACUACCUUUACUACGCCUGACAAAAAACCAAAUAAGGUAUGCCAUCAAUUUAUAUAAGAGUAGAUAAAACACACAGUCCACCAUGAAGUUAAGUGGCGAAAUGAUGUCCGUUUAAAGUUAUUUAUAUGAAUAAGCUCAUCUCAAAGAAGAAGCCUCCAAAAAAGAAAUCAUUAGACUCAUUAGAUUAGUCAUUGAUAGUCUGGAAAAGAAUAGAAACAUUAAAGAAUUAAAUGAAUAACUCUCUAAAUUAAUAAUUGGAUUGAGAACAUGUAUUAAUUAAUAAGAAGUAUCAAGUUACAUCAUUUAAUUAAUUCAAACUAUACGAGAAAUUACAAAUAAUCAUUAAUUUAAAAAAGAAAUCGAAUCUGAAAAUGAUAAAGCACUUCUAAUUAAACGAAUACAUGAAUUAGAAUUAUAAGCCAAAGAAACUUAAUGGCAAUUCGGUAACAAUAUUUAUUAAUUUUGUUUAGAAAUGAAAAUCAGAGAUCACAAAUCCACUUAAAAGAUCAAGUAAUACUAAGAGGAAUUAGAUCAAAUCAAAAAGUAUAAAUAAUAACAUCAAGUCUCCAAACCUUAAUAAAAUUCCCCUCAAAAAAUAGAACUCAAAAAUCAAAUCAAACUUAUGCAAUAAAAAAUACAAAACUUAUCCGAAAAGGAAAAGAAAUUGAUUCUAUUAGUCAAAGCUGUCAAAUCCAGAGGAAUAGAUGUUGAACAUAUUUAUAAAAACAUCAAUCAAAUAUCAAGUCGAAAUAGUAGAAUCACUAAGGAUGAAACAAUAAGUGAUUUCAUUGAUAGCUCGCAUUCCGAUUUCGCUGAUAUCUCAUAAUUUGAUCUUGGCCAAACUUCCAUCAAAAGAAACCCUAAAUUUUUACUUGAUUGA
Molecule: messenger RNA, 919 nt
Organism: Paramecium octaurelia
Lineage: Eukaryota; Ciliophora; Oligohymenophorea; Peniculida; Parameciidae
Source: the annotation of a GenBank genome assembly